Messenger RNA from Oreochromis aureus, 1520 nucleotides. RefSeq names its product myoblast determination protein 1 homolog. Gene Ontology annotation, molecular function: RNA polymerase II cis-regulatory region sequence-specific DNA binding; DNA-binding transcription factor activity, RNA polymerase II-specific; protein dimerization activity. NCBI's taxonomy places the organism in Eukaryota, Metazoa, Chordata, Actinopteri, Cichliformes, Cichlidae. Gene Ontology annotation, biological process: muscle organ development; regulation of transcription by RNA polymerase II; positive regulation of myoblast differentiation. The record is from RefSeq and is a predicted model, not a curated record. The transcript is spliced from 3 exons. The coding region runs from base 272 to 1063 and encodes 263 amino acids.
CAUGCCCCGCCUCCACACUGCCUCAUUUAUAAAAACAAACUAAGCCAAGGGAGGUGAUGUUCCACAGACUAUCCCUUUAAACACACUCUCAGCUCCACAGAGUCAAUUUUAAUUUGCUUUUGAAACGCCAGCUGACUGACAGGGAGCAGCUUCUUUUUUAUGUUAAGGCUUUUUAAUUAAGGAGACUUUUAUUGUUUUUUUCCAGUUAUCACAAGGAGUUUUUAAGAAACCUUUUCAUCCGCCUCACCUUUGAUUUUUCGGAGGGAGUCCGAUGGAUCUGUCAGACUUUCCCUUCGUUCUCUCUUCAGCAGAUGACCUCUACGACCCCUGCUUCAGCACCAGUGACCUGAACUUUUUUGAUGACCUUGACACCCGGUUGAUGCAUGCCAGUUUUUUGAAGUCAGAGGACCAUCUUCAGCACCACGUCCCCGUCACAGAAGAGGAGGACCAACAUGUGAGGGCCCCUGGGGGCCUCCACCAGGCAGGUCACUGCCUGCUGUGGGCCUGCAAGGCCUGCAAGAGGAAGACAACCCAUGCAGACCGGAGGAAAGCGGCGACCAUGCGUGAGAGGCGACGACUCAGUAAAGUCAACGAUGCAUUCGAGACACUGAAACGCUGCACAGCAUCCAAUCCAAACCAGAGACUGCCCAAGGUGGAGAUCCUCCGCAAUGCAAUCAGCUACAUUGAGUCACUACAGGCGCUGCUCAGGAACGGCCAGGAUGAUAGCUUCUACCCGCAGCUCGAACACUACGGGAGUGACUCAGGAACCUCCAGCCCCCACUCCAACUGCUCUGAUGGCUUGGUGGAUUUUAUCUCUCCGAGUUCAGCCAGAAGUGAAAACAGUGACGCUUCGUACUGCAGCCAGACAGCAGAGGAUUGCAGCAGCAGCAGCAGUAAAACAUCAGUCAUUUCCAGUUUGGACUGUUUGUCCAGCAUUGUAGAGAGGAUCAGCACAGAUCAGACUGCAGCCCCCCCUGGGGAUAGCGUGGUCCCCCAAGGCCCUGGAUCACCUCACACCGGCACUGCUAUCUCCAAUCUGUCUGCCGAGUCCAGCAACAUUUGAGAACCUGUCUAAAGCUGACGGUGUAGGGACUCAUUUUCAUCAAAAAACAUCUACCUCCAGGAGGAGGAGGAGAGCACAGGUGGCAUGAAGAAAAAAACAAACAACACUAUAAUAUUCCUGGUUUUUUUUUUAAGUCUUCAGAUUAGGGACUUAUAGAAGACAUGUUUUUUUUCGUAAGGUAGCGUCUCACUAAAAUAGAUAAAGUAUUUAUUCCUGUGGUUGAAGACUUUUCUGGUGGAUGACAAAUUAAGUUUGAGUCUAGCUUCAUCAGUUUUUAGCCUCCUGGAUGAACUGAAAACUGCAGAGUGGCUGAUAAAUCAGAGCACGGCUAUAAAAGAGGCGACAGUUGGCUAUUUAUACAUGCUGAUGAUAACUGAGGACCAUUUGGUGCACCUGCAGUUGACUGUUCAUAUAAUACCGUAUGUAUUACUGAAAUGUAAAUAAAGACAUAUUUAUA